GCAACUGAGACUUUAUUCAAUUACAGUGAUUUGAUUCUAGAAUAUACGCGGAAUAUAAUUCAAAAUCAUUAAUUAAACAUUGUUCGAAAUUACACGAGCGGUUUUUAGGGUUUUCUGAUGUUUGGCGUCAUUAGCCAUUAUCGCAUUCUUUUUGGAGUCACGUGAUUUAGCCAAAUCGUCGCUGUUCCGUGUUCGUCUGUUCAUCAUGAUCGUUGAUUUAAGCCUAGAAUGUUCAUUGUGACAUGAAACUUAUAGGAGUGACCGGGAAUAGGAGACUUCACUGUAUUAACUCAUCUUCACUGUAUUAGCUUGUCUUCAACAUAGGGUUUUUAUGUGGUUCCUUGUGUAUCAAUAAAGAGUGGACUGAUGGAGCAAAGAAAGAGUUUAUGUGUGUGACAUGAAACUUAUAGGAGUGACCGGAAAUAGGAGACUUCAUUGUAUUAACUCAUCUUCACUGUAUUAGCUUGUCUUCAACAUAGGGUUUUUAUGUGGUUCCUUGUGUAUCAAUAAAGAGUGGACUGAUGGAGCAAAGAAAGAGUUUAUGUGGUUGUGAUUCAAAGAUAUAGACAUGGCCACAGCAAACUCCCUAUAUAGUACACAUAAGUGUUCUAAGUGUCCGGGGGACACAGAGUACCAUUGUGUAUCGUGUCCAUGUGAUCUGUGUCCCCAGUGUAAAGAGAACCAUGUAAAAGAUCUCCAAACAAUAGACCAUGAUGUUGUGUCACACCGUGAUAAAAUCAACUACAUCCCAACACAAGAGAUCUGUGUGAGACAUCCUAGCCAUGUUUAUACAAAGUACUGUGAACCUUGUCAAGUUCCUGUGUGUGAUUCUUGUUCAGAGGACCAAUCGCACAGAUUCAGAAGUUUUCGCUAUGGCCAAGGACAGCACGAAAUACUGGAUAUACAAACCACUUAUGAAACAAAGCGACAACAACACAGAGGAACCAUUCACACCAUCAGAAGUGAGGCUCUCUUUUACAGACCUGUUCUCCUGCCACGAAUGAAAACUGAUUUCAAAACCUGUCACACAGAAUUCUCCCGCUAUCAAUCAGAGAUGUUAACAAAGGCCCAGACACUGAAGAAUAUCAUUAACAAAGUGAGAAAAGAUUUCAUGAAAAAUGUAUUUUGUGACUUUGAUUUCAAACACAGAUGUUUAAAACAGACAAUAGAAAUGAGCAGACAUAUUGUCAGCCUACAGGAAUAUGAACUCAGAUAUAUACAGCCAGAAUUCACAUUCAGUGCGCUACAAUUCCUCUCCUUCAUAAAGACAGUCCUCCCCCAGAUAAAUCUUACACUCCACACCAGCCAGCUCUCCAUGACUGAGUCACUCAACAAGGAGGAUGUGAUGGAGUCACUGAGUGCAAUCCAAAUCACAGAGAGAGGAAACCGACGCGUAGGAAACCAGUGUCUGCUGAAACUGACGUCUGGAGCUGAGUUCCAUCAAUCUCUCACACUGACAGAUGUUCGUGGUUGUUAUCACAUUUCCUGUGUGACAUCAGACCGGGUCUGGGUCAGUGAUAAUAGAAACAAUCUCAUGUUGACAGACACAACAGGUGUCCCUCUACAUCUUGUGAAGGAUUUAUGUAGUGGUGUAGGAUUACACACAGUGAACAGUGAGAGUGAACUGAUUUAUAUAGAUAGGAAAUAUAACAUCAACAAACUGUCAAAGGAUAUGAAAACAAACACCAAAUUUAUAGAGACAACAGACUUUACAUGGAGACCACGGUGUGUGUACUGGUCCCCGUCCACUGGGGAUCUACUGGUCGGGAUGUGUAACUAUGGGAGAAAGACAAGCGAGGUAACAGGCAAGGUAACCCGGUACAACCAGAGUGGACAACUCACACAAACCAUACAGAACAACACCACAGGACUGGGACUGUAUAGAGAACCUUACUAUAUAACAGAGAACAACAAUGGGGAUGUCGUGGUGUCUGACUGGUUGAGUGCUGUAGUGGUGACAGAGCGUGGAGGAAGACAUCGUUUCUCCUACACAGGACGUCCAUCAGGAUCAGUACUACGGCCAUGUGGAAUCUGUACUGACCCGCUGUCACACAUCCUGGUGUGUGAUGUUAGAACCAAAACAGUACAGAUGUUAGACAGGGACGGUCAGUUCCUGUCACAUCUACUGAUAAGACCAUCAGGGAUAUUCACACCAGAGAGCCUGAGUUAUAAUGUCAACACUCACCGUCUCUGGGUCGGAUCAGGGUACAGCAAGACGGUGGUUAUAUACAGGUAUAUCACCAGACAGGACGCUCUGACAGAUCUGAAUCCAGCCACUGCUGAUGUGAUGGAGUCACUCAGUGAAAUCCCAACCACAGGGACAGAAAAACCACAGCAAGGAAACCAGUGUCUGCUGAAACUGAUGUCUCCCCCCGAGUUACUUCCCUCUCUCACACUGACAGGUGUUGAUCGUUGUUAUCACAUUUCCUGUGUGACAUCAGACCGGGUCUGGGUCAGUGAUAAUAGAAACAAUCUCAUGUUGACAGACACAACAGGUGUCCCUCUACAUCUUGUGAAGGAUUCAUGUAGUAGUCAUAGAGGAUUACACACAGUGAACAGUGAGAGUGAACUGAUUUAUAUAGAUAGGAAUUAUAACAUCAACAAACUGUCAAAGGAUAUGAAAACAACCACCCCAUUCAUAGAGAGAACAGACUCUACAUGGAAACCACGGUGUGUGUACUGGUCCCCGUCCACUGGGGAUCUACUGGUCGGGAUGUAUAACGAUGAUACAAAGACAGCCAAGGUAACCCGGUACAACCAGAGUGGACAACUCACACAAACCAUACAGAAGGACAACACAGGUAUGGGACUGUAUAGGUACCCUCGCUAUAUAACAGAGAACAACAAUGGGGAUGUCGUGGUGUCUGAUGAUGAUGCUGUAGUGGUGACAGAGCGUGGAGGAAGACAUCGUUUCUCCUACACAGGACAUCCAUCAGGAUCAGGACUACAGCCAUGUGGAAUCUGUACUGACGCGCUGUCACACAUCCUGGUGUGUGAUGAUAGAACCGAAACAGUACAGAUGUUAGACAUGGAUGGUCAGUUCCUGUCACAUCUACUGAUAAGACCAUCAGGGAUAUUCACACCAUACAGCCUGAGUUAUGAUGUCAACACUCACCGUCUCUGGGUCGGAUCAGAGGACAACAAGACGGUGGUUAUAUACAGGUAUAUCACCAGACAGGACGCUCUGACAGAUCUGAAUCCAGCCACUGCUGAUGUGAUGGAGUCACUCAGUGAAAUCCCAACCCCAGGGACAGAAAAACCACAGCAAGGAAACCAGUGUCUGCUGAAACUGAUGUCUCCCCCCGAGUUACUUCCCUCUUUCACAGUGACAGGUGUUGAUCGUUGUUAUCACAUUUCCUGUGUGACAUCAGACCGGGUCUGGGUCAGUGGUGAUAGAAACAAACUCAUGUUGACAGACACAACAGGUGUCCCUCUACAUCGUGUGGAGGAUUCAUGUCGUGGUUUACAUGGAGGAGUACACACAGUGAACAGUGAGAGUGAACUGAUUUAUAUAGAUAGGAAUUAUAACAUCAACAAACUGUCAAAGGAUAUGAAAACAACCACCACAUUCAUAGAGAGAACAGACUCUACAUGGGAACCACGGUGUGUGUACUGGUCCCCGUCCACUGGGGAUCUACUGAUCGGGAUGUAUAACGAUGAUACAAAGACAGCCAAGGUAACCCGGUACAACCAGAGUGGACAACUCACACAAACCAUACAGAACAACACCACAGGACAGGGACUGUAUAGUAUACCUAACUAUAUAACAGAGAACAACAAUGGGGAUGUCGUGGUGUCUGACUUUAUCUAUCCGUCUGGUGCUGUAGUGGUGACAGAGCGUGGAGGAAGACAUCGUUUCUCCUACACAGGACGUCCAUCAGGAUCAGUACUACGGCCAUAUGGAAUCUGUACUGACCCGCUGUCACACAUCCUGGUGUGUGAUGUUAGAACCAAAACAGUACAGAUGUUGAAUAAAGACGGUCGGUUCCUGUCACAUCUACUGAUAAGACCAUCAGGGAUAUUCUAUCCACGGAGCCUGAGUUAUGAUGUCAACACUCACAGUCUCUGGGUCGGAUCAGGAUCAUGGGACAACAACACAGUGGUUAUAUACAGGUAUAUCACCAGACAGGACGCUCUGACAGAUCUGAAUCCAGCCACUGCUGAUGUGAUGGAGUCACUGAGUGAAAUCCCAACCACGGGGACAGAAAAACCACAGCAAGGAAACCAGUGUUUGCUGAAACUGCUGUCUCCACCCGAGUUACUUCUCUCUCUCACAGUGACAGGUGCUGAUGGUUGUUAUCACAUUUCCUGUUUGACAUCAGACCGGGUCUGGGUCAGUGAUGAUAAAGACAAUCUCAUGUUGACAGACACAACAGGUGUCCCUCUACAUCGUGUGGAGGAUUCAUGUCAUGGUUUAUAUGGAUUACACACAGUGAACAGUGAGAGUGAACUGAUUUAUAUAGAUAGGAACUAUAACAUCAACAAACUGUCAAAGGAUAUGAAAACAACCACUACAUUUAUAGAGAGAACAGACUCAACAUGGAGAAUACAGUGUGUGUACUGGUCCCCGUCCACUGUGGAUCUACUGGUCGGGAUGUAUAACUAUAGGACAAAGACAGGCAAGGUAACCCGGUACAACCAGAGUGGACAACUCACACAAACUAUUCAGCAUGACAUCACAGGACUGGGGCUGUAUAGAGAACCUAACUAUAUAACAGAGAACAACAAUGGGGAUGUCGUGGUGUCUGACUAUGGUGCUGUAGUGGUGACAGAGCGUGGAGGAAGACAUCGUUUCUCCUACACAGGACAUCCAUCAGGAUCAGGACUAGAUCCAUGUGGAAUCUGUACUGACGCGCUGUCACACAUCCUGGUGUGUGAUGUAUGGACCGACACAGUACAGAUGUUAGACAGUGACGGUCAGUUCCUGUCACAUCUACUGAUAAGACCAUCAGGGAUAUUCUCACCAUGGAGCCUGAGUUAUGAGUCAACACUCACCGUCUCUGGGUCGGAUCAGGGGUCAACAAGACGGUGGUUAUAUACAGGUAUAUCACCAGACAGGACGCUCUGA
Messenger RNA from Magallana angulata, 5068 nucleotides. RefSeq lists its product as uncharacterized. NCBI's taxonomy places the organism in Eukaryota, Metazoa, Mollusca, Bivalvia, Ostreida, Ostreidae. The record is from RefSeq and is a predicted model, not a curated record. Gene Ontology annotation, biological process: proteasome-mediated ubiquitin-dependent protein catabolic process; negative regulation of translation; protein polyubiquitination. Gene Ontology annotation, molecular function: zinc ion binding; translation repressor activity; ubiquitin protein ligase activity.